AUGUUGCUGUUUAAUAGGGAUUUAGAAUAUAGGUGUGGUUUAAGUAAAUCCCUAGAUAGUUUUGAUCCUAUUGAAGAUAGUUUUUAUCCUAUUGAAAAUAACGGUGUAAAUGAAGACCCAUCUAUUUUAACUGAUGACCCAUAUAUUUUAACUGAUGACCCAUCUAUUUUAACUGAUGACUCAUCUAUUUUAACUGAUGACCCAUCUAUUUUAACUGAUAUGGAUAAUGACAUUCAUAGUUGGAUUGAGAGUUAUCUUCGUUAUUUAGAUGAUAGUGACAACUACAAUGCCAAUAUCAGUGACUUGAAUAGUUACAUUUUAGAUGAUACAAAUGAUAGUGAUUUGUAUGAAAUAGAAAAUUCUAAUGAUACAAAUGAUAGUGAUUUUAUCCUGAUGAUCCAAAAGAUACUUCUUAUACUGAAAAUUAAAGCAUUUAUGGGUUGA
Molecule: messenger RNA, 444 nt
Organism: Vicia faba (fava bean)
Lineage: Eukaryota; Viridiplantae; Streptophyta; Magnoliopsida; Fabales; Fabaceae
Source: the annotation of a GenBank genome assembly